CAGCAUAAAAAAAUAUAUUGCCGGUGUAGAAACGUGAAGCUACUGCUGUAUUUUUCGGUGCAUAAAGUAAUUUAAAACGUGCUCUAAUUAAAAGGCCAAACCCCCUAAGUUUGGCCCUGUCUCCCACAGCAACUGUUGGUGACCAUUGUUCCAACGGAUGGUGGUGGAUUGCGUUCGUAAAUGUCCACUCAGCUUUUUCUCAACUUCCUCAGUAGAUUAGUUCCUAGAGGCGGCAGCAGCCCCGGAGCAGCACUGCGACACAUAUCCUCCUUAGUAUCUUCUCCCCGUUGCGUUCGAUUAAUCGUCAGUUCGUCCACAAAGCUACACCAACAGCUAAUCCCCCGACGACACAUCGAGUGGAAUCCAGCGGUACAGAGUCGCUCUUACGCGGUAGCAGCCAGCCAAAGCGACCCCUCAUUCAGAAAGCCCUUCAAUUGGGGUUCGAACAAAAAGCAUCGUGACGUGAAGCUUCGUCUCCAGCUGUUGGAAAACAUGACUGAUCCAAAGAUUGAGGCAGAACUGGCGCCGUUGCGCGAAGCUGUUAAGGAGCAGGGCGACCUGGUACGCAAGCUCAAAAGUGAAGGUGCUCCAGAAAUUGACGUGAAGAAAGCGGUCAAUGAGCUGAAGGCACGCAAGAAGGUGCUUGAAGAUCGUGAAUUGAGCCUCGCUCCCCAGGUGGCCAGCUUCGAUCGGGCCCGUAUGGAGGAUCUGCUGAAGCGACGGUUCUUCUACGAUCAAAGCUUUGCCAUCUACGGUGGCAUUACCGGCCAGUACGACUUUGGACCGAUGGGCUGUGCGCUCAAGUCCAACAUGAUUAAUACGUGGCGUCAGUUUUUCGUGCUCGAGGAGCAGAUGCUCGAGGUGGAUUGUUCCAUCCUGACGCCGGAACCGGUCCUGAAGGCGUCCGGCCAUGUCGAUCGCUUUGCCGAUCUGAUGACGAAGGACGUAAAGAAUGGUGAAUGUUUCCGGCUGGACCAUCUGAUUAAAAAUCACCUGGAGAAGCUGGCAGCAGCCAAGGAUGCGACGGCGGAGCUGAAGGACGAGUGUGCCGAUAUCGUGAUCAAGCUGGACGGUAUGACCAAGGACGAGAUGGCAGCGAUUCUGCGGAAGUACAACAUGAAAUCGCCCAUCACCGGUAACGAUCUGACGGAGCCGAUCGAGUUCAACCUAAUGUUCGGCACGCAGAUCGGACCGACCGGGUUGGUGAAGGGUUUCCUGCGUCCCGAAACGGCGCAGGGAAUUUUCGUGAACUUCAAGCGACUGCUCGAGUUCAACCAGGGCCGGCUACCGUUCGCUGCGGCCCAGAUCGGCAACAGCUUCCGGAAUGAAAUUUCACCCCGCUCCGGUCUGAUCCGGGUGCGCGAGUUUACCAUGUGCGAGAUCGAACACUUCUGCGAUCCGCAGGCUAAAAACCAUCCCAAGUUCGAGAACGUCGCGGACACGGUAAUGACGCUCUACUCCGCCUGCAACCAGAUGGACGGAAAGAGUGCCCAGCAGAUCCGGAUCGGUGAUGCCGUAGCGAGUGGUCUGGUCGCAAACGAAACGCUCGGCUACUUUAUGGCCCGCAUACAGAUGUACCUGCACCGGAUUGGCAUAUUGCCCGAACGGCUGCGGUUCCGGCAGCACAUGGGCAACGAGAUGGCACAUUACGCGUGCGAUUGCUGGGAUGCGGAAUGUCUCACCAGCUACGGAUGGAUCGAGUGCGUCGGAUGUGCCGAUCGGUCUGCGUACGAUCUGACGCAGCACACGAACGCGACGGGAGUGAAGCUGGUGGCGGAGAAAAAGCUACCCGCACCGAAAACGAUCGAAGUGACGGAAGUUGUACCGAACAAGGCCGCCAUCGGGAAGGCGUUCAAGAAGGAAGCGAAAGCCAUUACGGAGGCGCUGGCAAAGCUGAGCCUGGGUGAGGUUGAGACCAUUGGCAAGAGUCUGGGUGACAGUGGGGAGCAUUUGCUGGCGGUCAAUGGAACCGAUGUGAAGCUAACGAACGAUCUGAUUGCGGUGAAAACUACCUCCAAGACGGUGCACGUUGAAGAGAUCACCCCGAGCGUCAUUGAGCCUUCGUUCGGCAUUGGUCGCAUCAUGUACUCACUGCUGGAGCAUAGCUUCCGAAUGCGCGAAGGCGACGAACAGCGCAGCUACUUCUCGCUGCCGCCGGUUGUGGCCCCGUUGAAGUGCUCCGUGCUUCCGCUGAGUAACAAUGCCGAGUUUGCACCGUUUGUGAAGAAGAUUUCUUCGGCCCUCACAUCCGUCGACGUGUCGCACAAGGUGGACGAUUCGAGCGGUUCGAUCGGCCGCCGUUAUGCACGCACGGACGAGAUUGCCAUUCCGUACGGAAUUACGAUCGAUUUCGACACGCUAAAGGAACCGCACACGGUGACGCUGCGCGAACGGGACUCGAUGAAGCAAGUUCGCAUUGGAUUGGAUGAAGUUGCAAACACUAUUCGUGAUCUAGCAACAGGACGCACAAGCUGGGCCGAUGUGGAGCAAAAGUAUCCACGAUUUGAGCAGCAAGAAGCGAGCGCGAAGUAAAUCAGAAACGAAACGGAGUUACUAGGUGCAGAAAAAGAAUAUGCAUUUGAAAAUUAAAUGACACUAAACGCUUUAUACGAUAGCGGUCGCCUUUGUAUCCCUUUCCCAGUGUUUGUUUACUUAAUGUUUAAUUUAAAGCAUACUUUUACAUGCAAACCCGACACGGAUAAUUGCUUGCCUAUCACGCCAGCCUUCUACACGGUGCUGUUAGAUGUGCGCAAACAAACAGAAGUGUAAAAUUCAAAAUAAAGUUUUGUUCGAGAUGCCUAAUGCG
Molecule: messenger RNA, 2806 nt
Organism: Anopheles merus
Lineage: Eukaryota; Metazoa; Arthropoda; Insecta; Diptera; Culicidae
Gene: GlyRS
Product: glycine--tRNA ligase
Exons: 4
Coding region: 181-2532 (783 amino acids)
Biological process (GO): mitochondrial glycyl-tRNA aminoacylation
Cellular component (GO): cytoplasm; mitochondrion
Molecular function (GO): ATP binding; glycine-tRNA ligase activity
Source: RefSeq, a predicted model, not a curated record